CAACAACUGCAGAGGUUUUCCAAUGCAUGCAAAGGAAUUCCACAGGUACAAAAAACAUUCGGAGUGAAUGUUGCUGUUUCAUGUUGUGCAUAGAGCAUUGACAAAUUGAUGCAUAGUAAUCACAGAGAAAAUUAUGUUGGCGUAAAGUACUAACAAAGUUUUUUCAAAAAUAAAAAUAAACCAUGACAGCAUAAAUGAAUUCUUGCACACACACACACACACACACAGACACAAAAAGUGAGUCCGAAGUUGUCGGAUCCAAAUAAUGUAUACGCAGUUUAAGUUCACUGUCUACUGACUUGUGCCCUGGCUGUGAUAACUAUAAAUUUACAGUGCUUUGGUUUUUUUCUGAAGUUUCAAUUCCCUUCAAAGUCUUUUGUACUUUUCUUUAUUUUUUUACUAGAGAAUAUUGAGUUUGACUUUUCAGUUUUUCCAUGUACAUCAGAAAACCUGCAAAUUAUGAAUUUGAUUAACCAUUUGAUUGUCAUGAGAUACUUAUUACUUGCUCAUCCAAAAUAAAAAUAAAAAUGAAAUACUUAUUUUCAUUAUUUUCAGUCAGCUAUAUCCAUUAUUUUCAAAGAUUAUCGCAAUUCCUUUUUAACAUGCAGAAGUAUGAGGGUUAUCCAUCUGGUUCAAUGGUUGACUUCGCUUGUGAUGCCUAUGGAUCUCCAAUAUUAGCAAUCAGCAGCUUGGCAGUUCAUACCAAGGACCUUGUAGCUAAUCCAAAAUGCUCUUUGCUUGUAGCAAAAGAUCCUGAGGAUAGGACUGAUUUAAUUAUAACCCUGUCUCUGAAAAUGAUAGAGAAGCUAUCAGUACUGCAUACUUGGCAAGGCAUCCAAUGCAUUCUGGGUAACUUUUUUGGCCACUUGUUUUUUAGCAUGCAUGCCUAAAUCUAAUUCUUUACUCUUUAAAAUUUCAGCAAAAUAUAUGAUGAUUGAACAUUAACAUAUGGUUAGAUCAGAUUUAGUAGUAAAAUCUCAUAUUGUACCCUGAAUUUUCUUUGACUCUU
This is a messenger RNA of Camellia sinensis, 1009 nucleotides long. The record is from RefSeq and is a predicted model, not a curated record. Lineage: Eukaryota; Viridiplantae; Streptophyta; Magnoliopsida; Ericales; Theaceae.